AUGUGCAGAAAAGCAAGUCAAAACGGAGAAAGGAUAGAUAAGGAAGAAUUAUUUGACCAAUUAAAUUCUUGGCUUGAAGCACUAGCAGAAAAUGAAAAACAUUGUUACGAACUAAAAAAUCAAAAUUUGGCACUUAAACGAACAAAUUGUGAAAUUAGAGGGAAAUUAAAGGAAGCGGAGUUGGAACUUUGGAUUUACAGAACAGAGCCUAGAAGGGAGGCGGAAAUAGGGAAUGAUUGUAUAAAUAAAGGGAAAUGGAAGAGAAGUUGUAGUGCCGAACAUAUUGGGCAUAAUGGACCUCCAUUGUUACGUGCUCAACAAUUAAAGAAGUGGAAAGAGGUUGCUGGAACGUGUUUUAGAGAGGUAUUGUAUUAAAUAGAGAGAGAAUCCGGAAAUAUACUCCGGAAAAAGAAAGAAAAUACAAAUUUACAAAUUGUAAACCAGAAGAAGGAAAAUACAAAUUGUAAACCGGAAAAGUACAUAAAAUACAAACUGAAAACCGGAAAAGAUAAAAAUACAAAUUGUAAACCGGAAGAAGGCAAAAGACAAAAAUACAUAAUAUAAACCGGAAAAAAUACAAAUAAUCAGAGGUGGGUCGGAACAGUCAGAGGUGUCGGAAAUCGGAACUGUCGGAAAUCGGAAGGAAAAAAACGUCGGAAAUCGGAAGUCGGAAAUCGGAAUUCCGACCCACCUCUGCAAAUAAUAAGUCGGAAAACGAAAAUACAAAUUGUAGACUGGAAAAAUAAAAA
Messenger RNA from Meloidogyne enterolobii, 749 nucleotides. Lineage: Eukaryota; Metazoa; Nematoda; Chromadorea; Rhabditida; Meloidogynidae. The record is from the annotation of a GenBank genome assembly.